AUGGUGAAAACAACAACGGAGACGUGCUGCGACGAUGAUGACGAGACGAUUGAGUUCUUCUCUGAAUUCUACUCUUACUGCGCGGAGCGAUUGAAAAUGAAAACGACGACGACGACGGAAGAAGAAGAAGAAGAAGAAGAAACGAUUUCAUCAUCAGUUUUGGAGGACGUGACCAGAUUGGUGAUUUUCUUUGACGACGACGAAGAAGAAGACAAAGAGAAGCGAAAAGAGUACUUGAGUUUAGAGAAGAAACGCGUGGAGAGAUACAGAGAUUUACGAAGAAGAAGUGAAAGAAGAAGGAAAGAUGGAGAGAAAAGAACGACGAAUGUAUUCGCGGGCGUGGAAGAGCUGCUGGCGGUUAUCGCAGAAAAAACGACGACGCACGAGAAGAAGAAGAAGUUAAAGAAGAAGAAAGAAGUCUCUGAUGAAGAUAUUUCUAAUAAGAAGGAUACCAAAAAUGAUACGCUGCGCAAAGCGUGGGAACAGAUCGUGCCGAAGGAGCACUUCGUGAACGCGAUGCUAAACGCAGAUGUGAGCGAUUCGCGAAUAAAAAACGCGAAUAAAGCGAUGGCGGAAAUGUUCAAGGAGUGCGUAGAGAUGGAAUGUAGCUCGACGACGUCCGACGCGCCGGCGACGUCGUUCUUCGAGACGGGUGAAUUUUUACGGGAUAGUGAAGAAGUUACGAACGAAACGAACGCCCAGAAGUACUAUUGCGAUCUAGAGCGCGCUUCGGAGGAAAUGCGGACGCUUUUAAACGCGUGCGAACGCGCCGAUUUAAUCUUGAAGAAACGCUUGUACGAGCGUCUAGUUUUAGAAGAGCAUCAAAAAGAAAAAGAACGAGAGAUUGGAGCGGUGGAAAUGUUUGCCAGGGGAUGUUGUCUGUUACCGCAUCGGAAGGGAGUGCGCGAUAGAGAAAUGCAUAACAGUGAUAAGAACGCAAGUAGAAGCAUUGUUCUCGCGUCGACGUGUUUACAAAUUUUGUCUAGAAGAGGAUACGCGGAUAAGUGCGCGAAUGCGAUUGCUUUUGUUCAUUUUAGAGAAGAAGAACGGGAAGAACAAGAUGGAAAAAAGUUCGUUGAUCAAAAGGAUGAGAGUCUAGCGCGCGUAUUAGACUCGAUAUCAGAUACGCGGGCGUGUUGCAAAGUAAUCGAAAGCGUUGUUGUUGACGUUUUCGGGAGGAAAAAAUACACAAGCGCCAGUCGCGACUGCGAACGCGUGCUUCGUCAAAUGUUAAAGCUGAGAUUUUGGAAGUGCGAAACGACCAGAUACUUCAUGGGGGAGGAGUUGCUACUUCGAAAAGGGUGUCCAAGGAAUGUACUCCCGUCGCUGCUUCGUCUGUUGAUUGUUAAUCCUUUACCCACAGAUUAUCUCGCUGAUGAAAAAAACGGAGACGAAGCCGGAGCAAUCGCAUCGGAAAAUGUGAGCGUUGAAGACUUCAAACACGCGAUUAUAGUGAGCGCGUGCGAGAUAUGGGCGUCGAAAGAGUUUGUCGUCGGGAGUUCAGCGAAAGCGAAGGGCCACGUGGCGGCUAUUAUAAACGCGACAUUAAUCCUAUCGCAAUCUUCCGGCGCUUCGUGGGAAAAGUUCGUCAACGGCAUCGAAAGUGGAAAAUUCAACGAUGGCACGACGAUGACGUCUUACAUUGUCGACGGCAUAUCGUCUCGAUUAGAAUCGUCCUCAGCACAAAAUCGCGCGCACGCGUCGCGAAUCGCCAAACAAUUUUCGUUGGCCAUGAACACAGAAAAUCCAACGAUGUUGGAUUUAAACGCACCGGUAGAUGGCGAUACCGACCUUCUCGAUCCAGAUGAAGGCGAGGACGACGACGACGACGACGAUGGAUAUCGAAGCGCGAACGAAGCCGAGUGGGAAUCAAACGUGAAAGUGACACUUGGUGAAUACGACGCGUCGAAAGUGUUACCAUCUUCUUUUUACGAGGCGGAAACUGUCGAAGGGGAAAGCAAAAGAGAGAAAGGACCAAGCAUCGAUAUCGAAGAAGUAGACGAGCAAGAUGAAGAGGACGACUCUGAAGAGGACGAUGAAGAGUUUCGAGCGUACGAUAUCGACUCAGAUGAUGACGACGAGCUCACGCAGAAGAAUUCGAACGCGAAGAAUUUGAAGCGGCAUUUAAAACAGCUUCCAAAACCGCGAACUUUGCGCGAAGCUUUGAACGCUUUGCGGCGCGUCAAACCUUCCCAACACAUUGCCGAUGCAGAUUUAGCAGACGCACAGGAAGGUGCCGUGUAUGCAUUAGCAGAAAUGUUUGAAACCGUCCCAGAUGAACUCUUUUCCGUAGCUGGUCAGUUUUCAAUUGCGCUAUUACACGCGAAUCCACCGACGCCUUCGGUGAAAGCGCUCGAAAUAUCGCGCAUGAACGGUUUAACGAGAUUGUUUGAAAACGCUCCGGAAGAGUCUAUUCCAACAGCCAUUGGUCAUGCGUUCGAUGGAACGAGUUGCGAUUCGAGUCAUAAACUGGAGGUUUUGAGUUGCAUCGCGCAAGCCGCGAAGACGUUAUCGGCAUUGCCUCCUCCAUCAUCGAGCGCUUCUCUCGAGCCAGGAGAAAGCGAAAAAUCAGCGAUUGCUGCAACGAGCGGUAAAACGCGCGUGUUCGCUCCGAAAGCUUUGGAAAACCAAAACAGAGGUAUCGGGCGAAUCGGUCAUAGAACUCGUUCGGCGCUCAUAGGUCCGACAAUCGUCGCCCCGUUAUUGGUUUCGUUAUCAUCCCAGCUAGAAAAAAUGGCCGAUUUAUCUUCCUCCAUAGGUAGCGAAGCUAUAGUUUUAUCCGCAAUGUUGGAUUGCAUCGGCGAAUGUUGCUGCCGGACACAAAACGCCGUCAACUCCUUUAAUACUUCGUUGGCAACGCUCGCGACGCUCACCAAACACGACUCGUUUUUGUUGAAGCACUGCAAUCCGAGCGUCCGGUCGAGCGCGUUGGUAGCGUGCGCGAGAGCGUUAAUGGUUGUGCCAGAUAUCAUGGCUAAGGAAGAAUUGAUGCUCUUGUUACAAGAAUGUCACAAUCAGGAGGACGACGAUAGUGACAGAGCAGAACGUCACGAAACGAAAACGUCCAAACUCUUUGCCGCGAUUGAGAAAAUCACCUCCAUCGCUAGAAUCGAAAACGCUCGCGGCGUCGACGAGCAGUGUCGCUCCGCCGGCGUUUUCGCUCUAGCCGCCACACGAGACGUCGUCAAACGCGCCACGGAGAAUACUUUACUCGAUAAUCAAAACGACGACCCGGAAAAGCAGCAGCACAACCUCUCUGUUCAAGACUUUGUUUUACCGAAAACCGAGAGCAAGCGCUUUCAACAAAGCGCGAGUCAAGUGGUCGCAAAAGCCAUGGAAAAGUUACGAGUGAACGCUCCCGUUGGCGAAAUGAAAAAGAAAGAGAGCGUUCGUUUCGCGUAG
Molecule: messenger RNA, 3402 nt
Organism: Bathycoccus prasinos
Lineage: Eukaryota; Viridiplantae; Chlorophyta; Mamiellophyceae; Mamiellales; Bathycoccaceae
Exons: 1
Coding region: 1-3402 (1133 amino acids)
Biological process (GO): telomere maintenance via telomerase; protein stabilization
Cellular component (GO): cytosol
Molecular function (GO): Hsp90 protein binding; telomeric repeat DNA binding
Source: RefSeq, a predicted model, not a curated record